Rodentolepis nana is the source of this 432-nucleotide messenger RNA. The record is from the annotation of a GenBank genome assembly. NCBI's taxonomy places the organism in Eukaryota, Metazoa, Platyhelminthes, Cestoda, Cyclophyllidea, Hymenolepididae.
AUGAUUGCAAAGGGCACGGUAGUGGAUAGGGUAUUCGAACACUUGGUCUUGGUGUACAAUGCUCCCUGGCCAAUAAAUAUCUGCUUGCACGAGCGCGUCUUGGCCAAGUACAAUACCGUAUUUUGCUUGAUUGGCCGUAUCAAAUACGCUAUUUGGGAACUUGAGUCUGUGUAUCAAUUUCUUCGUGAGCAUCGUAAUGAUGUGAAAUGGGCCAACCUUUUUAAAAUAUCAGCUUGGCGACACGGAAUGGAGGUGGUUAUGCGAGCGUUGGAUUCCUACAUUAGCCUUCACGCGAUUCAAUCCCAAUGGGGCGCAUUCGCAAAACAAAUCGGAGGUUCGCUGGCUGUCGAGGCAAAUGAAGAGCUUACCAAGGCGAAAAGUCUCGAUGAAGUCUGUGAAAAGCAUGAAACAUAUGUCGACCUUAUUCUUCAA